AGUGAGCGCUUCACAACGGGGCUGGAGCACGGGGAUGCGCAUAAUGUAAAUCUCAGCUCUGAGGUCUCUCUGUCUCAGUCUUCGUUCAGACUGGCAGCAUUUCCCGGAGUGUCUUAGGUGUUGAAAGACUAAACCAAAGGAUCUGUGAUUGAGUACAGUUGGUAUCCCGACGUCGGAGCUGGAGCCCUGUGACUCCUGAGCUAAUUGCGUGGGUGCUUCAGGGAUUACAACGAGGAGCAUCUCCUCCAAGCGAAGAGGAGAGACGGACUUACGGGGCUCUUUACGAGAAGUGUGGUGCUGCGAUUCAGUGGACCAGCCUUUACUUGCAAACUCUCGUUGGGAUCCUGAAUAAGAGAGCCACAGCUCUUAUGAAAAUGGUUCUUCUUUAGGAAAGGGCGUAGAGACAAUCGAUAAAUACCAUUGAUAAUAUCAUUUGGACAAUGGAAUCAAUGAAAUAGACUAGCCUACUAUUUUCUCUGAUCAUCCAAUUCCAUGAAGAGGAAAAACAGCCUUCUGUUUAAUAACUCGAUCAAAGAUUCUCAUAUUCAAGGGAGAACAUUCCAUUCACAAGCAAUUGGAUGAGAGUCUUAUUUGCCCUUGGCAACUGAAGAUGAUGUUACUAUGGAAACAACUUGUGCUGCUAUCAAUCAUUGGUUGCCUUGCAGCUCAUGCACAAGAUUUCCUGUUCCAAGGGCCAAGAUGGAGGACGGAGCCCAGUGACCUCAUUCUACCCAUCAACUCCCCUUACCAGGAAACUACCAUUAGAUGUGAGGCAGAGGGGAACCCCUCCCCACAGUACAGAUGGUCGCUAAACGGAACACUCAUUGAUCUGGGGAGUGACUACCGGCGUCACAUGUCUGGGGGCAACCUGAUCAUUAACAGUCUGGACAGGGAUGAAGACACAGGGAUAUACCAGUGCACUGCCUUCAACACAUGGGGGACUAUCCUCAGCCGCAGAGCCACUUUACAAUUUGCAUACCUAGAUAACUUCAAGACCCAAACGACACGGAGUGCUGUCAGUGUCCGAGAGGGCCAAGGAGUGGUUUUGUUAUGUGGACCACCCAUGCAUUCUGGAGAGCUGACAUUUGCAUGGAUCUUCAAUGAGUACCCCUACUUUGUCCAGCAAGACAGUCGUCGAUUCAUCUCUCAGGAGACAGGAAGUCUGUACAUCGCUAAAGUGGAGCCUUCUGAUGUGGGAAACUAUACCUGUGUGGUCAACAACAGCAUCACUAAGGGCAAAGUCCUCAGCUCUCCUACACCGCUGGUCCUGAGGAAUGAUGGAGCAAUGGGUGAAUACGAACCCAAAAUAGAAGUUCAUUUCCCUGACACUGUUCCAGCUGCGAAGGGAUCCACAGUGAAACUGGAAUGUUUCGCUCUGGGAAACCCAGUCCCAGAAAUAAGUUGGAGGAGAACCAGUGGCGUCCCAUUUCCCAGUAAGGUUAAGAUGAAGAACUCCAACGCAGUCCUUGAAAUUCCAAAUUUCCAGCAGGAAGACACAGGGACGUACGAGUGUGUGGCAGAAAAUAGCAGAGGCAAAAACGCUGCACGAGGUCGUAUCUCCUUCCAUGCGAAACCCCAUUGGCUCCAGACAAUGAUCGACGGGGCCCUGUCCAUUGAGGAGAACCUGUUCUGGGAGUGUAAGGCUAACGGGAAGCCCAAGCCCUCCUACAGCUGGCUGAAGAAUGGAGACAACCUAAUGGCAGAGGGCCGGGUACAAAUUGAAAACGGGGCUCUCUCCAUAGCAGCAUUAAACCUGUCAGACACCGGGAUGUAUCAGUGUGUGGCGGAAAACAAACAUGGCAUUAUUUAUUCCAGCGCUGAGCUAAUGGUGUUAGCAUCACCUCCCAGUUUCUCCAAGAAUCCACUGAAGGCCCUGCUAAAAGCUUGCUCAGGCAGUAACGUGGCUUUGGAGUGCAAGCCCCAAGCCUCGCCCCGGGCAAUUAGCCUGUGGAAGAAAGGCAAUGAGAUCCUGCAGAGAAACGAAAGGAUUACUCUGCUUCCCAACGGGACACUGAAGAUUGCUAAUGUGACCAGGAGGGAUGCGGGAAGCUACACGUGCAUCGCUAAGAAUCAGUUUGGGACUGCAAGCACCACUGGAAGGCUGUUCAUCACAGAGCCCACCAGAAUCACCCAGAGGCCUGCUAACAUGGAGAUCAUUGUUGGCGAGAGUAUUGUGCUGCCCUGCCAGACAGCCAGCGAUCCAGCCCUGGAUGUCUCUUUCUCCUGGGCCUUCAACGGGCAGCUCAUAGACUUCCACGGGGACGCUGACCAUUUCGACAGAGUAGGAGGGAGCAUCUCAGGAGAUAUGAUGAUUCGUAACAUCCAGCUGAAUCACGGGGGAAAGUAUGUCUGUGUUAUCAACACCGACGUGGAAAGCUUGUCUGCUUCAGCCAUCUUGGUUGUGAAAGGUCCCCCCGGGCCCCCGGACACUGUAGUGGUGGAGGAGAUCACAGAUAGCACGGCCCAGCUCUCCUGGAAACCUGGUAGGGACAACGGCAGCCCUAUCACCGGCUACAUCAUCCAGGUCAGGACACCCUUCACUGUGGGCUGGCAAGCUGUGGACACAGUUCCUGAGGAGAUCAAUGGCAACACGUUGACAGCCACUGUAGUGGGUCUGAAUGCCUGGGUGGAGUAUGAGUUCCGGGUGGUGGCCCGCAACAGUGUGGGCAUGGGAGAGCCUAGUCCAGCCUCAGCCAAGACCAGGACAGAGGAUGCCAUGCCUGAUGCAGCUCCCACUGAUGUUGGAGGCGGAGGCGGCACAAAAUCUGAAUUAGUGAUAACUUGGGAGCCCGUGCCUGAGGAACUGCAGAAUGGAGAGGGCUUUGGUUACAUCAUCGCCUUCCGGCCGCUGGGUGCUGUCACUUGGACGCGAGCGGUCAUCUCCACGCCUGGGGUGGCCCGAUACGUCUUCCGCAACGACACCAUCCCGGCCUUCUCGCCGUUCGAUGUGAAGGUUGGGGCAUACAACAACCGCGGGGAGGGGCCCUUCAGUUCCAUAGCCACAGUGUUCUCCGCAGAGGAAGUCCCAAGUGAGGCUCCUAAGAGGGUUUGGGGCAGGAGUGUGUCUGCAGCUCAAAUUGAAGUGAUCUGGGAAGCCCUCCCCGCCACCCCUGAAAGAGUGCUUGGUUAUGAGGUGGUGUAUUGGGAAGAUGACACCAAGCCUGACACAGUGGGCAAAGUGAGAAUCUCUGCUAACUACUCAGCAGUCAACAUGACUGGACUGAAAGCCAACACACAGUAUUACCUGGCUGUGAGUACCUUUAACACUGCUGGGACAGGGCCACAGUCUACACCCAUCAAUGCCACCACCAAGAAGCCACCACCUGGCCAGCCUCCUCUGAACGUAGAGUGGACCAUGAUUGGCUCUCUGCUCACUCUGCACUGGGAUCCUGUCAUAGCCAUGGAGACGGAGGCAGAGGUCAUCGGUUAUCUUGUGAUGUUGAGAAGACACCGGUAUAAUGAGGUAAACAGCAUCAUAACAAACAAAACCAGGAUGGAGCUGACACUGUCUCCCAACGACAACUACCUGAUCCAGAUCAAGGCCCUGAGUGAUGGCGGUGAAGGUGUGGGCAGCGAACCCAUCCACAUCCACAAAUUAAGCAUGGGCGCACAGGGCUCGGGAGCGUCUCGGCUUAGUCUGCUGUCGCUGUCUCAUCUCUCUGCAGUCCUCGUCAGUGCUCUCGUCCUUCUCAGCUCCUCCUGGUGAUGUCUGGUCACAGUUACAGCCCUCCUACCGGCCCUUCUCUCUCUCCUUCUCCUCUAGGAGCCUGCUCCUGCAUUCACCCUCAGUUGGAAGGGGCAACGGGUGAAACCCUCUGUGGCAGUGCUGGACAGAACAGGAAUUUGAAAUGGGCCAUGCAUUGAGGAUUUCAAUGAUGGACUAAUAGACAACAUGAAUUUGUGUGCAUUAUAUUUGACCGUUUUUCCUCUCAUGUCUCAAGUGCCGUCAUGCUGUAAGUGUUAUUGUUUUGCCAACGGAAUAUACUUCCAUUUGGGAGUAGUGAUGUCUACAUUCUAUAUGUUUGACACUGAUCCUUGAAGAAUACGAAUGCCUUAAAUCCAUGUAGAUACCAAAGUAGUUGACAAAAAAAGGUUUCAUUAUAUUUAUUUCAUUCAUUUAUUGGGUUUUCAGAGGUAAUCUGAGGUUUAAAAUUUUUUUUACCAGGUGGAGGUAUGGUAUGUUCACAUACAUUUGUAAUUGUAGAGCUGCUCAAUGGAGAGAUGUGUUUUGGUUUAUAUGGGUCAGAUGUCCUUUAAUAUAGUAGCUAACUGUAGAUGGCAUCUUGGAUUAUUAUUAUAUUAUUAGUUAGGUAAAAAAAAUACUAACUAAGUUAUGUAACUGACAACAUUCCCAGACUUACUGUAAAUUGGCCACUAUAGCAGAUUAAACCAGUUUUACAUGGUGGGCCGUAUCAUAUACAGUGAGGGAAAAAAGUAUUUGAUCCCCUGCUGAUUUUGUAC
Coregonus clupeaformis (lake whitefish) is the source of this 4461-nucleotide messenger RNA. Its product is annotated as contactin-3. The transcript has 23 exons. Gene Ontology annotation, biological process: brain development; cell-cell adhesion. Gene Ontology annotation, molecular function: cell-cell adhesion mediator activity. Bases 611 to 3706 code for a protein of 1031 amino acids. The record is from RefSeq and is a predicted model, not a curated record. NCBI's taxonomy places the organism in Eukaryota, Metazoa, Chordata, Actinopteri, Salmoniformes, Salmonidae.